This is a messenger RNA of Blumeria graminis f. sp. triticale, 549 nucleotides long. The record is from the annotation of a GenBank genome assembly. Lineage: Eukaryota; Fungi; Ascomycota; Leotiomycetes; Helotiales; Erysiphaceae.
AUGUACUCUCGUGCAAUUCUUAUUUCAAUUCUAGCUGCCAUGGCUAGUAGCAGCGUUAGCGCCUCCUUUAUUCCUAUCGAAUCUUCAGAUGUUGCAGCCAUCAAGGAAACCCGAGACAUCCCGGUCGAUGUUACUCCUACCCUUAAUGAUAAGAGAGCCAAUGAUGACAAAGGCAAGGGCAAAGACGAUGCCUCUGCCUCUGCCCUUGCCUCUGCCCCUGCCUCUGUCCCUGCCUCUGCCCCUGCCGCUGAGGUUGAAAGUGUUUUCGGCAAAUGCGUGCCCAAGAUGAUUUUCCAAGGUGGCUUGGGUACCCGACCUAAGACCGAAUUCACAUUUCAAUCCAGCGACCCGACAUGUAGCGAGGGUCAAAGUGAAAACUCAAAUCCUAACAUUAUUACUAGUCAUAUCAGAGAUGUGGUGAUCACUAAGUGCGGCGCCAACGAAGAUGGUAUAGCUUUGGUAAUAACUGCGGUGAAAACGGUCGAAGCCCUAAAUGAUAGAACUCAGGCCUCAGCCGAUGCAUGGAAUAAAGCCCUUGGACUUGCGUAA